AUGGCCUAUGAUGUUCAUACAAACAUCCGUAUUGGUGGUCAUUAUGGAAGAUUAAAUUCAUCACCAAUUGAUGAUCAACAACGAUUAUUGCGUGACAAUAUACAAUCAAAUGAUAUACAAUCACGUUUAGCUGAUACAAUGACUGAAAUUGAAUGGCUAUUAAAUCAAUUGGUCAAUUUACUUACCGAUAUGGUUGAUGGUAUUGAAAAUGAUCAUACAUUAUUACAGGAUAAAAAUUUUCGUCAAAUACUUAUACAAGUAAUUAAACGUAUUGAUUAUAUAUUACAACAUUUUGAAAAUGUUGAUCCAUCAUUAUUAACAAUGAAUGUACAAAAUGAAUUAAAUCGUAUUGAAUGUAUACGUAUACGUUUAGCCAAUUAUCUAAGUCAAUCAAGACGUUUUGAUGAUUCAAAAUGUUAUCCAUCAACAGAGAAACCGUCGUCAUCAUCAUCAUCAUCGAAUAAUGACGAAAUUAUGCCGCUAUUAACACAAAUUGUUUCACUUUUAGUACAAAUAUCACAACAAUUGUAUCAUAUUGAAAAAGAUAUUCAUGGUUCUCAAAUAGGUGGUAUGGGUUAUGUUGAUCCAUCAUCAACGACAACCAGAAUGAUGACAUCAUCGGAUGGAUCAUUAGCAACAAUGACAACGGCAGCAAAUUAUCAACGAUCAACAAUAGCUGAAAUUGAUUGGGAUCGUUUAUUUAAUCAAACAUCGGCAACAACAACAAGGCCUGGUACAAUAUUCGAUUUUGACCAAGCUAUUAAUGGUGAUAAUAACCAGUCAACAAUGACAACAGCGGAUUGGUCAAAUUUAAUAUCACAAAUAAUGAAUGGAAUGUCCACAACAACAACUAUGUCCAGUGUGGAAACAUCAUCAUCAACAACAACAAUGGGAACAAUGAUGACAACCAAUUGGGAGGAUAUGAUGAACCAAAUGAUACGUGAAUUUAAUCAACAACAACAGCAGAUGAUGGUGAAUGUACCGACAAACAAUGUCAACAACAACAAUCAUCGACCAGAUAACAUCGAUAUUAAUGUUGAAGAAUGUAUUAGUAACAUAUUAGCUAUAAUCGAUACUAUACAAAAUCAAACAACUACUACUACUACUACAACUAUUGUUUCGAUUAUUUAAAACAGGAAUAAAUUCCCAUAAUAAAUAUAUAUGGCCAGCCAGAACUGGACAUUGGGUGGAACAUUGAUGGACACACCUUUAUAACAAAUAAAUAAAUAAAUAAACCUGAUCGAAAACUAAUAUAAAAUGGGCGAAACAUCAUCAUCAUCAUCAACAUUGAAUCGAUCUUUCGAGA
Messenger RNA from Dermatophagoides farinae (American house dust mite), 1306 nucleotides. RefSeq lists its product as uncharacterized. The record is from RefSeq and is a predicted model, not a curated record. Lineage: Eukaryota; Metazoa; Arthropoda; Arachnida; Sarcoptiformes; Pyroglyphidae.